AUGGCCCCAUCUUUGCAAUACUUCAAGGAGGCGUCCGCAGCGAAGCUAGAGCUUUACGCCGACAACAAGGAUAUCUUUAUUGGAGAUGUAGUCACAAGCAUUACAGAUGACCCGCAAGCUCCGAUUACAAGUGGCUUCUUCGAUGUGGAAAAAGGUGCCAAGUCUACCGCAACAUUCGGGUUCUCCGAGGUCAAAUAUGUCAUCUCUGGAGAUAUUGUAUUCUCAGAUGGCAAUGGUCAACGAGUUGUGGCUAAGGCUGGGGAGGUGGUGUAUAUUCCCAAGGGUGCAACAAUCACCUUCGAGAGCGAACAAGGAGGCAAAGCUUUCUAUGUCGCUCAGAGACUUCUGAACCAAGCGAAGAGAGCGAGCUUCACAUCUCGGCUGUGA
Molecule: messenger RNA, 387 nt
Organism: Exophiala bonariae
Lineage: Eukaryota; Fungi; Ascomycota; Eurotiomycetes; Chaetothyriales; Herpotrichiellaceae
Exons: 4
Coding region: 1-387 (128 amino acids)
Source: RefSeq, a predicted model, not a curated record